Molecule: messenger RNA, 1281 nt
Organism: Penicillium longicatenatum
Lineage: Eukaryota; Fungi; Ascomycota; Eurotiomycetes; Eurotiales; Aspergillaceae
Product: acyl-CoA desaturase
Exons: 4
Biological process (GO): unsaturated fatty acid biosynthetic process
Cellular component (GO): endoplasmic reticulum membrane
Molecular function (GO): heme binding; stearoyl-CoA 9-desaturase activity; iron ion binding
Source: RefSeq, a predicted model, not a curated record
CAUAUCGCAAAUAUGAAGCCUGAUUCUCAAAGGCUCCAUAUCACUGAGCAGCCUCUCACUCUGAGCAACUGGCAUCACCAUGUCAACUGGAUCAAUACCAGUCUGAUCCUCAUCGUGCCACUCUUCGGCUGUGUCGCUGCAUUUUUCACAGAGUUGCGUCUUGCCACGGCUACCUGGGCAAUUCUUUAUUAUGUCUGGACAGGUCUUGGAAUCACUGCAGGAUAUCAUCGUCUUUGGGCUCAUCGUUCAUAUGAAGCAAGCGUCCCCCUGAGAAUAUUCCUUGCCUGUGUUGGGGGUGGUGCUGUCCAGGGCUCUAUCCGUUGGUGGAGCAGCAAGCACCGCGCACAUCAUAGAUGGACUGAUACCGUCAAAGAUCCAUAUAGCGUUCGAAAAGGCGUGUGGUACUCCCACUUCAUGUGGAUGGUGAUGAAGCAGAACCCCAAGGACCGGGGCCGGACAGAUAUCUCAGAUUUGAACCAGGAUCCGAUCGUGGUCUGGCAGCAUAAGCACUAUGGCAUGUUCAUACUCGCUUUCGGGGUGUUAUUCCCUAUGGCUGUGGCUGGCCUAGGCUGGGGCGACUGGAAGGGUGGUCUAGUAUAUGCAGGCAUCUUGAGAUUCCUUUUUGUUCAACAGGCGACAUUUUGUGUCAACUCCUUGGCUCAUUGGCUGGGUGAACAGCCAUUUGAUGACCGGAACUCACCGCGCGACCAUGUUGUUACUGCACUGGUCACUUUGGGUGAAGGGUAUCACAACUUUCACCACGAGUUUCCCUCGGACUACCGCAACGCCAUUGAAUGGUGGCAAUAUGACCCAACCAAGUGGUCAAUAUGGAUGUGGAAGCAGCUUGGUCUGGCUUCCAAUCUCAAACAAUUCCGUGCAAAUGAGAUUGAAAAAGGCCGUGUCCAGCAACUGCAGAAGAAAGUCGAUCAAAAGCGAGCCAAGUUAGACUGGGGCGUGCCUCUUGAACAACUGCCUGUUAUUUCCUGGGAUGAUUUUUUGGAUGCUGCCCGGGACGGAAAAUCUCUCACUGUUAUUGCUGGUGUUGUCCACGACGUAGCCAGCUUCGUCAAUGAACACCCUGGCGGCAAGACACUGAUCAGUUCGGCGAUCGGAAAGGACGCGACGGCUUUGUUCAAUGGUGGAGUGUACAAUCACUCCAAUGCGGCGCAUAACCUUCUUUCCACAAUGAGAGUUGGUGUGAUCCGUGGAGGUGGUGAGGUCGAAAUUUGGCGACAGAGAAAUGGUGACAAGCAGGCCACCCUAGGUUCUCCACUUGCCUAA